GACAGCCGACAUCAUCACUCUUGUUCACUGUCGCUCUCGCAGCUGUGCAAAGUUCUCGUUGUCUCCAGCAGUCAUUGCUGCGCCCAACUUGCUCGUUCUUUCAGUGCUCCUCCUCCUUGUUCACUCAGCCAACCUCCAUGGUCGCAUCUUGGGGGUCGUCUCUUGCACCGUUGUUUCUCAGUCAAGAUGGCCUCUAAUUCCGCAACUAACAAGCCGCUCAGGAAGGCACGCGCUCGCAUAGUGCAGCCAGCAUUGCCUUUGAUCCCGGGCUCUAAAUCCCAGAAGUCAAAGCCGAUUGCAGUGGAGCCUGACCCCGAGAAGCAAGACUCAGGUUUAGCACCCAGGUCUGUUACCAAUGAUGAAAACCUUCCGAGGGACACAGAGCCUGGAGCAGACGUAAUCCGUUCCGAUGUAUCUCAAAAUGGAGUCUCUGAAGAGAAAGUGAUAUCUCCGUCCACAGGCUCAGAUCUUGUAACUCCUCAGCCCACACCCUCUGCUGCGCCAGAAGAACUCGCUACAGAAGCACAUGGAGAUAACGAGGACAAUGAAAAAGAGGUGGAAGCUAACGACAAUGGUGAAAAAGCUAGAGAAGAUGUCAGCGCGACGAGUGAGGCUGCAAAUGUUGCAGGUGUAAACAAAGAACCCACGGACGAACCACCAGCAACGGAAAGUUUUUAUGAACAUGAAGCCAUCCCUGAUGCAAACGGCAAUCUGUCUGAAUCUCUCAGGAGCCCAGUUGAAGAGAGUGACAAUCGUCAAGCAGAACCUGAUGUUUCAGGCGCAGUGUUCGCAGAAAGAUCCGAACCCACCCCCACAUCGAUUUAUGUGAACGGGAGUGGUUCAUCACAAUCGCCGCUGGACGAAAGUGGUGCCUUUACGUCGCAGCCAGAAGAGACAAACUCAGGAUACCAAAAUGCGCAGCCACCGGCUUCUUUCCAGGACGCAGUUCGUGAUCCGGCAGUCAAUGGUUACCAUCAGCCAUCCAUCGCAUCCUACGCACCGCCUGUGACUGUGCCAAGAUCAUUCAACGCUCUCCCUUCACUUCAGGAGCAUCUACUUCUUCUCAACGCAACGAAAGAAGGAGUCGACAUCCUCCUCCAAGUGAACCCAACCGACGCACAGCCAUUUGUUAGCUACUCUCAUUCAGUCGUUCUCUUCCGCAGCCUGCGCUUGCGGAGACUGGUGACCCGCCAACAGCAAGCUAACAACAAUUACCCUAGCAAUGUCAUUAGCCUGUAUCCUGCUCGCCCGAUCAUGGCUCACGCCUUUGAAGCUGCAUUGCGCUUCCUCUACUCAGACACAGUCUUGGGAAAGGACUUCUUCGUCCAACCACACCCCGGAGCUGACUUUCAGGCGGUGAGAGUGCACAACCUCGAGUACCUCCUGUCUUACUGGGUAUCUGGGAUAGAACUUGGUCUCGAACCAGUCUCCAUAUGUGCAGAGAGGCUUCUGGCCAAUUACCUCGACUGGGACGUUCUGGAAAUCACCUACAGAGCUGCCAUGGAGCUUGCUAACUCACCCAUGUCGUCACACGGAAAGAACAUGAUUGGAUCAGACUAUCUCGUCGCAAGCAGCUCCAUCAUCAAGCUCAUCCUUCAAUUCCUGGCAACUCACAUUGACAUUAAGAACUACAAACUCGACAGCACCUCUACUACCAGCACCAUCAUCCCAUCUCGCCUGCCUCAACUCGAUGAUGGUCGCCCAAAACACAACCCAGCACUGGCUUCCAUGGUGUUUGGCUCCAUGCCUUCGUCGGCAGAUAUGUCGCCGUCGUCUCCGCAGUCCGAGAUUCUGCCACCCGCAUCGACCUUCAAGGACACGGUGGCUUCUAACAUACUUUUGAAUGUGGACUUUGAGAAUCUCAAUGUCUUCAACAAUUUCAUCCAAGCACCCACUAUUCGAGAUGCUGCCACCACGAAACUCAUGGCCGAUGUUGUCACCGAACGGGAAGCUCGUCGUCAAAAGAUGUACGCGUCUCGCAUUUCAAACAAAGACCGCAUGGCGAACUCUGCCGCUUGGGAAGCUGUUGGGCUGAAGGAGUCGAUCACGGAAGGGAAUGUGCUGACUCGGGAACGUGUCGGGUUCUUGGUUUCGUCCAAAUGAGGAGAAAGAGUGAGAGGCCGACGCAAAAUAAUGAAACUUGCAUGGAAAUGGCUAUGACAGCGUUACAGCAGGCGCGAUUCUUUCAUGUGUGUGUAUGUGCCUUGUUCUUCUACAGCAUAGCACGGGGGAACUUCAAAAUGGCGGGCUUGGAUGGGGCAUAAUGGGCUGGUUAGAAAAUAUGUACGGCACAGCAGUGUCUUUCGAGAUCGAGCUUGGGCCAGGAGUAUUUGGAUCAGAUCACGGGAAAAAGAAAAAGGAAAAGAUAUGUCAGCUGUUGGUCAAUGUUAAUAUGGAGUGAAUUUGAGUCGAUGGCUAGUACUCUUCUACGCUGCGUGUCGGCCUGCGGGAAUGGCUCAGGGAGUUCCAGUGAGAUCUCGCAACUGUUGGGACGGAACCGUGGAUGGCAGGCGUCGGUAUGCAACCAUGCGACCAAACAGACAGAACCUCCAAUACAUAAUGAUUUGUCAGUGUACA
Cladophialophora immunda is the source of this 2577-nucleotide messenger RNA. RefSeq lists its product as uncharacterized. The record is from RefSeq and is a predicted model, not a curated record. NCBI's taxonomy places the organism in Eukaryota, Fungi, Ascomycota, Eurotiomycetes, Chaetothyriales, Herpotrichiellaceae. Bases 187 to 2103 code for a protein of 638 amino acids. The transcript has 2 exons.